This is a messenger RNA of Epinephelus moara (kelp grouper), 6560 nucleotides long. Its product is annotated as mitogen-activated protein kinase-binding protein 1-like. The record is from RefSeq and is a predicted model, not a curated record. The transcript is spliced from 33 exons. NCBI's taxonomy places the organism in Eukaryota, Metazoa, Chordata, Actinopteri, Perciformes, Serranidae. Gene Ontology annotation, molecular function: protein binding. Bases 304 to 4956 code for a protein of 1550 amino acids.
GCUGCUGAUGUGAAGCGACAGACAGGCGGCAGAAGACAGCAGAGGACAACAGUAAAGCCACUCAAGAGAUUAGCGUCCACAUGUCCCGGCAGCAGGGACACUGUCCGGCUCUGUAAACCUCUACAGUGCGUGUGUGUGGUGGGAGGAUCAUCACAGGCUGCUCAUUCACUUCCUCAGCCCCUGCCUGCACAACACACACACACACACACACACACACACACACACACACACACACUCACACACACUCGGCUGGUGGCUUGUCACAGUGGAUGCUCAGCACUUCUUCCCCGGGCUGCAGACACAAUGCCAGGCGAUGGCUUCACCAUUAAAAGUCGCAUCAGGAAUUUGUUGCGUUCUCCGUCAGCCAGGCACAAGAAGAACAGGAAGGAGAGUCUCAGCAGCAAGGUGACUUUGGAGAAGGUGUUAGGAAUCACUGCUUCAGGAAACAGCGGGCUGGCCUGUGACCCCCGAUCUGGUCUAGUCGCCUAUCCUGCAGGGUGUGUGGUAGUUUUGCUGAACCCCAAAAAGAACAGACAGCACCACAUUAUCAACACGUCAAGAAAGACCAUCACAGCUCUGUCCUUCUCCCCUGAUGGCAAAUACUUGGUCACAGGAGAGAGCGGUCACCUGCCAGCAGUUAGACUGUGGGACGUGGCAGAACGAAGACAGGUGGCAGAGCUCCAGAAGCACAACUAUGGCGUCUCUUGUGUGGCUUUCUCCCCCAACAGCAAAUACAUUGUCAGUGUGGGAAACCAGCAUGACAUGAUGGUCAACGUCUGGGCGUGGAAGAAAGAUGUCGUUGUGGCUGCCAACAAGGUGUCCAGUAAGGUGACAGGUGUGUCUUUCUCUGAGGACAGCUCCUACUUUGUAACUGUGGGAAACAGACAUGUCAAGUUCUGGUAUCUGGACCACUGCAAGGCCAGCAAGGCCAGCACUCCUGUCCCUCUGCUGGGCCGCUCAGGGCUGCUGGGGGAGCUGAGGAACAACUUCUUCUGUGAUGUGGCCUGUGGACGGGGCUCUACGUCUGACUCCAUCUUCUGCAUCACCUCCUCUGGCCUGCUGUGCGAGUUUAACAGCAAGAGGGUGCUGGACAAGUGGGUGGACCUGCAGACGGGCAUGGCCCAGUCCCUGUCUCUGUCUGAGGAUAUGAUCUUCUGUGGCUGUGCUGAUGGAACAGUGCGAGCCUUCAGCCCUGCCGACCUUCACUUUGCCUGCACGUUGCCGCGGCCGCACCCCCUUGGCUGUGACAUCUCGGCCAUCACCGAGGCCAGCCACCUGUUCUCCACCAAGCCGGAUGCCCGUUACCCAGACGUCAUCGCCGUGAUCUAUGACCCUAUCAGCCAGUGGCUCAGCUGUGUUUAUAACGACCACAGUGUGUACGUGUGGGAUGUGAGAGACGUCAGCAGGGUGGGGAAGGUGCACUCUGCCCUCUUCCAUGCUGCCUGUGUCGGGGACCUGGAGAUGUUCCCAGAUGUUCCCGGGGAAUUUGGUGCUGGUUUGUCAUCAGGUGCAUUCCUGAGCUGCUCAGCAGAUAACACCAUCAGACUGUGGCGCGUGGGCGACUGGACACAAACUCAUGUUCAUUCUCAGAACAUCCUCAGCAGUGAUCUCCUGAAUAUAAUCUACGUAGACGGAAACACCAGUGCCUUGCUGGAUCCGGAGUGUUUGACAAAUAUGAAUGCGGACAAACCAGGAGAUGGACAGACAGCAGAAAGCAGGACCGGCAUCCGGACCAUCUGUGUCAGUCCAGACGGCAAACACCUGGCAUCUGGAGAUCGCAACGGGAUGCUAAGGGUUCACGACCUCAGCAGCAUGGAGGAGAUUCUGAAAGUGGAGGCCCACGAUGCUGAGAUCCUCUGUCUCGAAUACAGUAAACCAGAAACAGGUCUGAAGCUGCUGGCCACAGCUAGCAGGGACCGUCUGAUCCACGUCUUGGAUGCUGAGGACGACUACAGUCUGGUGCAGACACUCGACGAGCACUCUUCAUCCAUAACAGCCGUCCGCUUUGCUGCCAAUGACAACAAGGUGAGGAUGAUCAGCUGUGGGGCAGACAAGAGCAUCUACUUCCGCACUGCACACAAGACUGACAGAGGAACAGAGUUCAGGCGUUCACACCACAUGGUGAGGAAGACCACGCUGUACGACAUGGGCGUAGACCCCACCUGCAAGUAUGCUGCUGUCGGCUGUCAGGACCGCUGCAUCAGGAUUUUUAACAUCAGCAGUGGUAAACAGAAGAAACUCUACAAGGGAUCACUGAGUGAGGACGGCAGUCUGCUCAGGGUUCAGCUUGAUCCGUCCGGUCAAUACGUGGCCACCAGCUGCUCCGAUAAAAACAUCUGCAUCUUUGACUUCUACACUGGGGAGUGUGUCGCCACUAUGGAUGGACACUCUGAGAUUGUCACGGGGAUGAAGUUCACCAACGACUGCAGGCAUUUGGUUUCUGUGUCGGGGGACAGCUGUAUCUUUGUGUGGCGACUGGCUCCAGAACUGACAAUCAGCAUGAGAGAGAGGCUCUGCCAGCUACGACAAAACCCAAACACACCACCCAGCAAGACCUCCAGCCUCAGGCGAGAGGUGUACAGUGCCCCCACUCUGGGUGGGCUGUCCUCUGACAGUGACCGUGAGCAGGAGGAGGACGACGGAGCAGAGAAUGACGACCCCAAUGACCCAGAGGACAUUGCAACUAAUAGUUCAUCUGACAGCAGCCAUGGAGAGGAGGACACAGGUGGCUCAGAUGAAGGACAGGACUGGGAGCUGACGAAGCAUGGAGUCGUCAGCCAGGUCACACCUGACUCCUCUAAACGCCCUCGGAGGCGCUGGUCUCAUCGUAUGGGCUCUGUGGAGCUGAUGGUGAAAUCCAUGCUGGACCUGAGGCAUCUGGAGACCUUUGCUCCCAAGAAUAACUGCCCCCCUCAUGACAAAGAGAGACGGACCACGUCCAGUGUCCAGGAGCCCAUGCUGCAGUUGGAGGAGAGAGCCAAGAGGCAUCGGCCCUGGCCACAUGCUGACUGGCUGUCCUCACACCCAUCCAAGGGCAUCAGGGGGACUGAUGGAGCCGUGCUCUACCCCGAGGAGAACGAGGGCGACGCAGGUCUGCAGGGCAGUGGUUACAUGGUGCGGGAGCAGCACUGCAGGAUGCAAGGGCGAGGGAGCCGCAGUGACAGCAAGGAAAGUCGCAGCCCGGACAGUGCCUGCUCUCUGGGCUACGACAGCAGGGACUCCAGCCUGGAUCGUGUGCGGGAUGAUUCUGCAGAUGUGGAGUCACUGAGCCAGGACAGCUCUGAUGAGGAGAGUAAAGAGACGGGGAAGCAAAAGGCAGGAGUGACGAGCAUGGACGAGGCUCUGAGGACAGUGACCGACACUGUGGACGUCGGUCAAGAAGAUUUCCUCAAGCAGAACUUUGAGACGUUGGAAGAGAGCUGCAGCAUGGCUGAGCAGAGCAGAGUCCCCAGGCUCAGUAUGUCUUCACGCUUCCUGGCCAGAGGACAUAAUAACAGGGGCAUGCCUCCGUUUGGCAAAGUGCACGGGAAGGAACAAGGCAGCCACUCUGCUAAACCCCCUGUGUCAAAAGUUCGGCCCUUGAUGGAAGAUAGCCAGAGCAGAAACACGGAUGAUAAGACCCCCGUGUCCCCGGGCAGGAUGGAGGGGCCAAACAGGGUCGAUGCUCCAGAGAGAGACUGUGCUCCCGUCCUCAGAUCCCUGAAGAAGAAAAGGAGUUCAGGGUUCCACUUGUGGAGGUUGUCCAACCCUCCAUCCAAAGCUCCACUGCUGUCGGACAGUGUGACGGGUUUGCAGAAAUCACACUCUGCCCAGAAUCUGGCUUCAGACCCUCCCCACUCCCCUCUGCCCUCUAGUGACCGAAGGGAGUCGUGCAAGAGACCUCAGCAUCUCUUCCUGAAUCACGACACUCCCAAGCCUUCCUUCCACUUUUCCUCACCCUCCUCCGGCUCCCCCCAGUCACCCCGGUCCCCCCUGCCCUGGGACAGCCCCAAACUCAAACCCCUCCACUCCUACAUGAACCCCACUGCCAGCUCCAUGGCCAAAAGCAGCCGCUCCACCUCCCUGGGAGAGGUGACCCAACCAGGCUCUCCGCCUUGCUCCCCUUCCUUCCUCAGAGUCAGGAGGUCAUGUGGGGAGCUGGAUGCCGCACCUCCCUUGCUCGCUUCAUCUCCUGUCGCCGCUGUCCCCUCUACUGUCUCAUCAACAUCAUCCCGCUCACCGUGUCCUCUACCAAACGGUCCCGCCCCAACUCCUCCUCAUGCUACAGCCACAGUUUCACCCACACCUGUUACCCAGAACAUCCCGCCCUCCCGCAUCCCGCUUCCCAAACAGCCUCUCAGCCCUCGCCGCAGCCUCUGUCUGGAGGCGAUGUCGAGCCUCAGUUGGUCUGGAGACUCAGCGAGGGCUUCUACUCCUAUCAGAGACUCUGACAUCGCACCUACUCAAGGAAGCAGAGCACUGAGCAGGCAUCUAAGUUUGGAUCCGUCUUUGCCAAGUUGUCUACCAGUGAGGCAGAAGAGAGAAUCGAUUUCAGAGAGCGCCAAGGAGCCGUCACAGGUGGCUGUGGCCAAAGAGUGCCCUCUGGUGCCCGAACAGACCCACACAUCACUGAGUGCCGAUCCCCAGCCAGAUCACUCCAUCACCCUGGAAACUUGUAGGCAGGCUGUUUCGGAGCUUCACAACAGUCUGAGGAAAACCGCCAUGCUCUACACUACGGUGCUACAGAGCGGCCAGCAGCCCAGUGAAGAUCAACAAGAAAUGAGGAGCAUCCUGUCCGAGGCUCUGUUCACGGUCAAGGCUGAGCUGGACUCUCUGCCUCACCCCACCUCGCAGUGCGAAGGGCACCGAGUGGACCAAGGGGUCAAAGGUGAAGGAGAGAAGGCCCUGGCUCUGCUGGAGCAGUACGCUGAGCUGCUGCUGAAGUCUGUGGAGAGGAAACUGGACACCAAGAUGUAAGGAGAUGGACUGAUGUUUGCCACGUGGUAGGAGCCAGACGUGUGCACACACAGCAGCACUGUGAAUUGUUAUUUGCACAGAGAUCUUUAGGAACUUUAUUUGUGGACUGAAUGUAGAUGAGAUGUUAUUAUAUGUGCAGGAGCUGAAAGAAAUGAAUCCUGAGUAUUAUGCACUGAAAAAAGUAAAAAGGUUGCCUUAUUUUUUAAGUUGCCAUAGCGCUUCUUUUCUACUUUUUAAAAUCAAAUUUCAUAAACGUAAUGAAUCACAAUUGUUACAAAGGGAGACACCAGAAGGACAAAAAUUAUGAAAUUACAUAAAGAGCACAGGGGACCAAAAAAUUCAUCCUGUGGUACUGGGCAGUGUUUAAGUGAUUGUGUUAACGAUGGUUAUGUUUUGGUACAGGUUAAAACGUCAGAAGCCCCGUUAGCAUCCCCCAGAAGCUGCAGAGUUCAUUAUUUUAUUCCAAAAUAAAAAUGUUAAAGGACAGAAUAAACAAUUUUCUGUAUGACCAGUAGUGAAACUCAACUCCUUAAGGCUUUUGCACAGAGUCAGUUUUUUUCGUCCAAAAUUGUCACACCCCUACAAAUAAAUACGACCUCAUGUUGUGUUAAUCACGUUUGCACACUGAAUCUGAAACUUUCGUCUGUCAUUAAGAAUUUCAGCGCAGGUACGAUUUUCUGCGCUUUUCGGGUCUGUCAGAAGCCUUUAGAGACGUUUGACCAAGACUCGCUGAAGAAUCAUUUCAUAACUCAUACUUUCAGCAGGUCAGAUAGUAAUAUUCAGGUGGAUGAUGAUGAAAAGGAAGAUGUGGAGGACAGAGAGUGAGGACAGCUCCGCCCCUUCGUGCAGCUGCGGUGCCAAAUGAAAGACAGGGAGGGAGUGAUGAAAGCCAGAUAGGUAACUCCAGUGGAGAGAGGCACAGGAGGAAAUUUUCACAACGAAUAAAACAAUGAAACGCAUCAGAAUCAGUGUGCAGGGUUUAAUAGAUUAAAAAAACUGACUCAGUGUGCAGAGGCCUUUAGAGUGGCGUUACAGCAAGUAACAUGGCUGUUAAAAUCCAAAAGCUUUAUGCUGUUUGGUGAUAUUAGUCUGCACAGCCGUUUCCAUGGAAAUAUGUCAGUGUUUCUUGCAUGAAACACUCAUGUUCUGGCCAGCUGAUGACAUGGUUUAGGUUCAUAAAGGUGACCAAAAAUGUAAUGAAUGAAGGGGUUCAUCCUCUGGGGAACAGGAACAUGUAAAUCUUUAGCAUCUUUAGGGCUGAUCUGCUUCUGUUGGGAACUACCUAGAGAUGGACAUGUUAAAGUAUGUUUAAGUGGGAGGUCAGAGGAAGUUAAGUUAAAGUGUGAGGAUAGAAGUGGUGUUGAGAGUUGAGGUAAGUGACAGAUGAUGGACAUGGGAGGAUGUUUUGUUGAGGGUGUGUAAUUCAUAUUUUUGUAUCAAUGGUGUCUCCCUAAUCUCAGAGUACUGUAGCAAUGACACAUUCCUUUAUGUAGAUCAUAACUAGUCUGUCAGUUUAUGUUCUUUAUGUUUUUAUAGUGUUGAUUUUAAUUUUUGUAUUACUCUGAAAGAAUUUUCAAACUGUUUUCUGUAAACAAAUAAACAGU